Messenger RNA from Medioppia subpectinata, 521 nucleotides. NCBI's taxonomy places the organism in Eukaryota, Metazoa, Arthropoda, Arachnida, Sarcoptiformes, Oppiidae. The record is from the annotation of a GenBank genome assembly.
GAAGUGCCCAAAGAACUCAAUUACUGUCGAUAUAUGGUCUUAGGGUCGGCCGCAUCCAAACGGCACUUAAAUGCAUUUAUGGAGUAUUUCAACAAAGUAUACAAAGCGAAGAAACACGUGAAGGACCCCUUCCUCGAUAUUGGCGGUAAAAAAGCCGAAGACUGGAAAGUGGUUGAUAUGAAGAGCAUUGUUCUGCACCUCUUUUAUGGCAAUAUACGGGAACAUUACGACAUCGAAACCCUGUGGACAGUCGGCCACGAGUUUGACGAAAAGAUCCAAAGACCAGAACCCGAUACUGUGGUCGAUAUCAUGGAAAAGCACAUGAAAUACUUGGAGGGACUGACGCCACAGAAUUGAUUGUUUUGUUUAUAAUUUUCAUAACAAUUAAUGCCAAGUGUUGUCACUUUUGCAUAACAAUAAUGUUUUGUUUGUGUAAUUUUAUAUGUAUUUAAUUAUUGAUUAGUUUUUUUAAAGUAGAAUUUAAAUGAUAAAUAAAUUAUGAACUAUUUCUUACUGCAAAA